Messenger RNA from Fraxinus pennsylvanica, 858 nucleotides. NCBI's taxonomy places the organism in Eukaryota, Viridiplantae, Streptophyta, Magnoliopsida, Lamiales, Oleaceae. The record is from the annotation of a GenBank genome assembly.
AUGGGAGAGCACUUGGUUGAUCACAUGCCCGCAUUAUUGCAAUCACUGCAAGGGGAUGAGGGUUCUGGGGAGUGUUCACGCUCUCAAAUUGUUGCUCCCUUUAUUUCAGUAAUUGAUAUUCUGGAUGAUGAAGAAGAACGAGUAGUUGGUGAAGAAUACUGUUUGAUUCAAGCUAUGGAAUGUCGCAUUUGCCAGGAAGAAGACAGUGUUAAAAAUUUAGAGAUUCCUUGUGCUUGUAAUGGCAGUCUGAAGUAUGCGCAUAGGAAGUGUGUUCAGAGAUGGUGCAAUGAGAAAGGAGAUGUAACAUGUGAGAUCUGCCAUCAGCCUUACCAACCUGGCUAUACAGCUCCACCUCCUAUCCAACAUGAUGAUACCGCCAUUGAAAUCAGUGGGGGCUGGACAAUUGCUGGUUCUCCUUUGGAUUUGCGUGACCCGCGACUUCUGGCUAUGGCGGCAGCUGAGCAUCGUCUUCUCGAGGCUGAUUAUGAUGAGUAUGCUGACUCAAAUGCUAGUGGAGCUGCAUUUUGUCGUUCUGCUGCUUUAAUUCUAAUGGCUCUUCUACUCUUGAGGCAUGCUUUAACGAUGGGAUAUAGUGACAGUGCUGAUGAUGAUGUAUCCACCUUUUUUUCUCUUUUCUUGCUUCGGGCUGCCAGCUUCCUUCUUCCCUGCUAUAUUAUGGCUUGGGCCAUCAGUAUGUUGCAGCGUCGAAGACAAAGGCAGGAAGCUGAAGCUCUAGCAGCAAGUGAAGUUGCUUUCAGGCUGCAGGCAGGGCAACGUGGGGGUUUGCAGGUCACAAUAGCACCAGCACCUGGAGCAAUAACAGGACCACGCGUGAAUCCUCAUCCAGAGCCCGUUUAA